Messenger RNA from Protomyces lactucae-debilis, 1113 nucleotides. RefSeq names its product nucleotide-diphospho-sugar transferase. The transcript has 2 exons. Gene Ontology annotation, cellular component: membrane; Golgi apparatus. Gene Ontology annotation, molecular function: alpha-1,2-mannosyltransferase activity. The record is from RefSeq and is a predicted model, not a curated record. Lineage: Eukaryota; Fungi; Ascomycota; Taphrinomycetes; Taphrinales; Protomycetaceae. Gene Ontology annotation, biological process: cell wall mannoprotein biosynthetic process; protein N-linked glycosylation. The coding region runs from base 1 to 1113 and encodes 370 amino acids.
AUGGUGAGACACCAUCAACGACAUACAAGGCGCUUGAGCGAAAUGUUGGACUCGCCUUUCGUGCAAGGCUGCGGAGAUCCUGUUGCAGCGGCGGCAGCCUAUCCACGAGAAAACGCAGCCUUCGUUAUAUUGGCUCGCAACUCGGAGCUUGACUCGGUGCUUCACUCCAUGUCAUCACUGGAACAUCACUUCAAUCGAUGGUUCCAGUAUCCUUACGUCUUUUUGAAUGAUGCAGCAUUCACGGAUGCAUUCAAGGCUGGCGUGAGCAAAGGAACAAAAGCAAAUGUCGCCUUCGGUCAAGUGAACUCGAGCAUGUGGGGCUUUCCAGAGUGGGCAGACAAAGCACGCUAUCGAGAAGCCAUGGCACAACAAGGUGAUCGAGGCAUCAAGUAUGGCGGACUUGAAAGCUAUCACCACAUGUGUCGAUUCUUUUCUGGUUACUUCUUCAACCACGAGCUCGUCAAGGAUCUUGAGUUCUUCUGGCGUGUCGAACCAGAUGUAACGUUCUUUUGUGACCUAACUUACGAUCCUUUUCGCAUGAUGAAGCAGCAUGGAAAAGUAUAUGGGUUUGUCAUUGCACUCAAGGAACGUCUCAACACAAUUCCGACCCUGUUUCGCCAUGUAGAGGCGUGGAGGCAAGAGCAUCGAAUCAAGGAGACGAGCUUCGCGGAUUACAACCUGUGCCACUUCUGGUCCAACUUUGAAAUCGCGCGGGUCGACUUUUUCCAAAGCGAACGAUACAUGUCGUUUUUCAACGACCUAGAUAAGUCUGGUGGUUUCUGGCUUGAACGCUGGGGCGAUGCGCCUAUUCACACAUUUGGCGCAGCGUUACUCCUGGAGGCCGAGCAGAUUCAUUACUUCAGGGACAUUGGCUACCAGCACUCUGAUAUUGCUCAUUGUCCGGCAAACGCCCCAUCUCCUCUGAUUUGGUCGCCAAAGGAAAUGUACAACACGUCUGACGGCACACAAACAAUGGAUGAUCAAUUUGAUGAACCAAAGCAAGGUGGCCAUGGCUGUCGAUGUAAGUGCCCACUUGAUUACAUUGACCUUGAGUGGAGAGGAGGAUCAUGUAUGAAUGAGUGGGCUAAGGUUGUUGGCGGUUGGCUAAAGUAG